AUGAGUACCGAGAAAACAGAUAUGGGAGGAAAUACGCUCGCUUCAUUAAAGUUACAACGCACAACAAUGAAAAGAAAUAUAUCACAACUGAAAGGGAAAACAGACAGAGAUGGUGACUCAUCCCAUUAUACAAUUUUGGAAUGUCGACUACAGAUUUUAGAAUCUUACUUCAAACAAAUAAGCCACAUUCAAACACAAAUAGAGAAGUUGGAUGAUUCUGAUAUGGCUCGAUCAGAUUUAGAAGAGCUGUUUAUUUAUGCCAAGGCACCAUUGGUAAGUCUUAUGAAUCAAAAACGUAGUUCUGGUGAUAUUGAACAAAGCUUUUUAAAUUCGUCUCAAUCAUUUGUAUCUCAUCAAAAUCGUUUGCCCCAAUUAAAAUUACCUAAAUUUGACGGAAAAUAUUCGGAGUUUUCUCGAUUUAUAAGCACAUUCAAAACGUUAGUGCAUAAUGAAUCACAUAUUCCAAUCAUUGAUAAAUUCAAUUAUUUGCUUAAUUGUUUAUCUGGUCAAGCACUAGCAGUAAUAGAACCAUUUCAAGUUGUCGAGUCAAAUUACCAAAAGGCUUUAGAUCAUUUAAUUGAACGAUAUGACAACAAAUCGUUAAUGUUUAUCGACAAUAUUAAUUCAUUGUUUUCGAUUUCACCUAUGCAUAAACCAAAUGCUUCAAUGUUGCGUUCAAUUCUUGAUAACGUUUCGGCUCUUCGUAGUUCGUUGCUUUCACUCGGUUCAGAAGUCGAUGUGAUGAACGCUAUAAUAAUUCAUAUAGUUUUGUCGAAAAUUGAUGCAGACUCAAAAAAGAAUUAUGAUGAAAAACAAGAUUUUAAUUCUUUGCCAUCAUGGGAUCAGUGCUAUUCAAUUUUAAGUCAUCGUUGCCAGUUUCUGGAAAGUCGUACUGCAGAAAUGGACUCUUUUCAACCUCGUGAUAACAAAUCUAAACCAAAUCCCAAGCGACCUGGAUUAUCAUUCAUGGUUUCAUCAACAAUUUGCGAAUAUUGCAAAAACAAAGAACACUUAACUGGAAGUUGUUCUACGUACUUGUCGUUGCCCAUAUCUCGUCGUUUCGAUUUCGUUAAAAGUUCCAAGUUGUGUAUAAACUGCCUUAGAAAAGGCCAUGUAGUUUCUCAAUGUCUAUCGAAAUCUCGCUGUCGCACUUGCAGGGUAUCGCAUCAUACCACUUUACACAAACCAAACUUCCAAACAAAAACUGAUUCAAAUAAUACUUCUUGUUCAUCGGACUCAAGUCAUUUGCCUUCGACUCAAAAUAAUGCUUCGUUUAAUUAA
Molecule: messenger RNA, 1281 nt
Organism: Calliphora vicina (urban bluebottle blowfly)
Lineage: Eukaryota; Metazoa; Arthropoda; Insecta; Diptera; Calliphoridae
Exons: 1
Coding region: 1-1281 (426 amino acids)
Source: RefSeq, a predicted model, not a curated record